AUGACAACUUUGAUAUUGGCGACGGACAUGGCCAGACACGGUGAAAUUCUCGACACACUGAAGCGUUAUAUAGAAGAAGGAUUUGUUUUGGACAAAAAAGAACAUCGUGAACAGCUCAAGCUAGUGCUGAUCAAAUGUUGUGAUAUUUCGAACGAAGUACGCCCGAUGAAUGUCAGCGAACCAUGGGUCGACUGCUUGCUAGAAGAGUACUUCACACAGUCGGACAGGGAAAAGGAAGAGGGUCUCCCAGUUGCCCCAUUCAUGGAUCGUGAAAAGGUCACCAAAUCUUCCGCUCAGACCGGAUUUCUCAAAUUCGUUCUUAUCCCCAUGUUCCAGACGGUUGCCAAAAUAUUCCCCAUCAUUGACGAGAUUAUGGUUACUCAAUUGAAAGUUGCUUUGGAACGUUACGAGGAACUUCAGGCUGAGGAAGAGGGCGAACGAAAAAAGUCAAGUGCGAUCAUUGACGAAGCUGACUAA
Molecule: messenger RNA, 477 nt
Organism: Opisthorchis viverrini
Lineage: Eukaryota; Metazoa; Platyhelminthes; Trematoda; Opisthorchiida; Opisthorchiidae
Exons: 4
Coding region: 1-477 (158 amino acids)
Biological process (GO): cGMP catabolic process
Molecular function (GO): 3',5'-cyclic-GMP phosphodiesterase activity
Source: RefSeq, a predicted model, not a curated record